AUGGGCGCGAAGGUUCCACGCAAUUUCAGACUCCUUGAGGAGCUCGAGAAGGGCGAGAAGGGCCUUGGAGCAGAGGCUUGCUCGUACGGUCUGAACGAUGCCGAAGAUCUUCUCAUGUCUGACUGGAAUGGUACCAUUCUGGGCCCUCCCCACAGUGUCCACGAGAACCGAAUCUACUCCUUGAAGAUGCACUGCGGCCCGAACUACCCUGACGAGCCCCCCACGAUACAGUUCGUUAGUCAGGUCAACCUGCCCUGCGUAAACCCUCGCAACGGCGUCGUCGACCCCAAGCAGCUGCCCUGCCUUGCCAACUGGAAGAGAGAAAACACCAUGGAGACUAUCUUGAUCGAGCUCAGGAGAUACAUGGCGGCUCCCGCUAACAAGAAGAUUCCCCAGCCUCCUGAGGGCUCUGUCUACCAGUAG
Messenger RNA from Colletotrichum karsti, 423 nucleotides. Its product is annotated as ubiquitin-conjugating enzyme. NCBI's taxonomy places the organism in Eukaryota, Fungi, Ascomycota, Sordariomycetes, Glomerellales, Glomerellaceae. The record is from RefSeq and is a predicted model, not a curated record. The coding region runs from base 1 to 423 and encodes 140 amino acids. The transcript is spliced from 4 exons. Gene Ontology annotation, cellular component: nucleus. Gene Ontology annotation, biological process: DNA damage tolerance; protein K63-linked ubiquitination.